AUGUCAGUUUUUUUUGCAAUUAAAAAUUACGUAUAAAAUACAGUUGGUCGUAUGAUUCGUGAAACAGGACUAGAACUUGACAGAUGGGGUUCGAAAUUCUAAAGAGAUAUUGCUUGUUGGGAACCUUUAUCUCGUCAUAGAAAUAUUUUACCCUUAUAUGAUAAAAUACCAACAUUUUAUAGCAAUGCAUUUAUUUCACCUAAUUGUACAUUGAUAGGAGAUGUAUUUUUAGGUCAAAACACAUCUAUUGGUUAUGGGUCAACUUUAAGAGCUGAUUUAAAUCCAAUUAGAGUUGGACAUAAUACUAAUAUAGGUGAUAAAACAGUAAUUAGUAAUGUAGAUACAUUACCAUCUGGAAUUCCUACAUCAACAACCAUAGGAAAUAAUGUUAAUAUAGAAGAUAACGUCGUUUUACAAUCAUGUAUUAUUGAUGAUUUUGUUACUAUUGGAAUUUCUUCUAUAGUUUUAGAAGGUUCCUAAUUAGAAAGAGGAUGUGUUAUUGCUCCCAACUCUUUUGUACCUGCUGGACAUUUAAUUCCUGCUUAUUAAUUAUGGGGAGGAAGUCCUGUUAGAUAUAUUAGGGAUUUAACUACAGAAGAAAAAUAAUAAUAUUUUAAAAAGUAAGAAGAAAAUUUUUAAAUAGGAAAACAAAAUAAAGAAGCAUUAUUAUUGACUGGAUAUAAUCCAACUUCUUAAUGA
Messenger RNA from Ichthyophthirius multifiliis, 699 nucleotides. RefSeq lists its product as hypothetical. NCBI's taxonomy places the organism in Eukaryota, Ciliophora, Oligohymenophorea, Hymenostomatida. The transcript is spliced from 6 exons. The record is from RefSeq and is a predicted model, not a curated record.